Messenger RNA from Aricia agestis (brown argus), 2058 nucleotides. RefSeq names its product protein arginine N-methyltransferase 1 (gene Art3). NCBI's taxonomy places the organism in Eukaryota, Metazoa, Arthropoda, Insecta, Lepidoptera, Lycaenidae. Gene Ontology annotation, biological process: peptidyl-arginine methylation. Gene Ontology annotation, cellular component: nucleus. The record is from RefSeq and is a predicted model, not a curated record. Gene Ontology annotation, molecular function: protein-arginine N-methyltransferase activity. The transcript has a single exon. The coding region runs from base 157 to 1701 and encodes 514 amino acids.
ACAGUAUCCACAUGGUUUUAAAUUACAUAGGUAUUAUAAAAAAUGUGUUCAUAGGUAGAUUUUUAAGUGAAAACUAAAGCAGUGAUUUCAACUUCUACUGUGUUUAAUCAUAACCUAAGUCUUUCUAUACGAAUUCCGAAAUAAGAACUUCCAAAAAUGUCGGAUGUUCCAGACCUCAGUUCAGACGAAGAGCAAUUUGUUGAAGAUGAGUGGCAAGAAAUGGAAACAAGCGACCAAACUGUGAAGUGCUUAUUUUGUCCAAGUAAAUUUCCUACUAUAGAGGAAUGUUUAGGCCACUGCGAGAGAUCUCAUAACUUUAAUUUAAUUACACUAAAAGCAAAAUUCAACAUGGAUUGUUAUUCAUAUAUAAAAAUGAUCAAUUACAUUAAAACACAUAGUUGUAGUUCUGCGGAUAUCAUAAAUACAGAUAGACCACAAUGGGACAGUGAGCAAUAUUUAAAACCAGUGGACAAUGAUGAGUGGCUGAUGUAUGAUUUUGAUUCCCUGGCCGAGGCUCCCAAUUCCCCCAAAACUUAUCAUGCCAAUGUUGAGAAUGGAUUAGUUACUUUGUCGCAGGCUCAUUUUACAGAAUUGCAAAGAACUAUUAAUACAUUGACUAAACAAUAUGAAGAAAGUCAAAACCAUCUGCAAAUGGCUAAAGAAGACAUGCAGAAAAUGAAGGAAUCAAUGAAAAAUUUGGUGGAAGGUGCAAGCAAUAUAGACGUAAACAUUGAUUCCGUCGGUAAAGUGCCUUUAGAGAGUGAUGAAGGAUAUUUUAGCAGUUAUGCACAUUUUGGAAUUCAUUACGAUAUGUUGUCAGAUAAGGUUCGUACUGAAAGUUAUAGAGAUGCUAUUUUAAAUAACAAGGAUUCUGUAAAAGACAAGGUAGUCUUAGACCUUGGAUGUGGUACGGGUAUUCUGUCCAUGUUUUCAGCUACUGCAGGAGCAAAGAAAGUGUAUGCUCUAGAUCAGUCGGAAGUCAUUUACCAUGCUAUGGAUAUAAUCAGAGAAAACAAUCUUGACAGCACUAUAACUACUGUAAAAGGAAGACUCGAAGAUACUAAGUUAGAGUCAAAAGUUGAUAUCAUUGUGUCAGAAUGGAUGGGAUACUUUUUGCUAUUUGAGGGAAUGUUGGACAGCGUCAUAUACGCCAGAGACAAUUUUCUCAACCCUGGAGGAAUUUUGCUGCCGAAUAGAUGUAACAUUAGCUUAGUAGCCAAUGGUGAUAUGGAUACUCAUAAUAAGUUAAUACAGUUUUGGUCAGAUGUUUAUGGAUAUAAAAUGAAUUGUAUGAAAUCUGAAGUGGUAAGAGAGGCUAGCAUCUCUGUUGUGGAUAGUAAGCAUAUUCUUUCGGAACCGUGUGUUGUGAAAGACAUAGAUAUCUAUACAUGCAAUACUGAUGUGAUGAAUUUUACAUCUGACUUUAAACUGCCUAUAAUCAGUGAUGGGAGCAUUACAUCUCUAGUUGGGUACUUUGAUACAUUUUUUGAUAUGCCCAAUAAAGUAUUUUUCUCUACUGGUCCACUCAGCACUCCGACACAUUGGAAGCAGACUGUUUUUUAUUUUAGAGACUGUAUUAAAGUAAAAAAGGGUGAAAUUGUGGAGGGUAAUAUUACAUGUAAGAGAUUGAAAACUGAUGUUAGAGGUUUGUCAGUUCAGAUAAAUGUAUUUGGUAAAUUACAUAAGUUUGUACUGAGCUGAUUUAUAGAUUUUAUAUUGCAAAUAUGCUAUUGCCUCUGCCUUCGCUUUUCUGUUCUUUAAAAAUAAAUAUAAGAUGCCUAGGAAAGAAAUCAGGUUGACUGAAUUUUGUUGUUUGUGGCCAAGAUCUUAGAGCAUUUUUGUAUGCUAAUUGGGAGUAUUGUCAAUAUUAUAUAUUAUGUAUGUAUUAUCCAAUGUAAUGCUUUGGAAAAGUUUGUGAAUAUUGUCUUGAAACUGUACAACUUCAAAAAUACCUUUAUGUUGAACUUUUAACUGGCCCUUUUCAAGUUACUGCCAUUUACUUUUUAUAUUUUUAUGAACAUAAAAAUGUAGUUUUAUAGUACAAUAUAUUAAUAAUAU